CACAAAUCUCAAACUUAUUAGAAAGAUCUAAUUCUCAUCCAUAUUUCCAAAAUGAAUUACAAGCUCUUAUCACUCUUCGCUUGCUUGGCUGUAGCGUCUGCAGCCAGUAUUCCAGAACCAGCUGAUCUUCGUGAAGCUUUCGAAACUGAAGAUGCCAUUUACAUUCCAAUUUCCAUUGAGGAAGCGAACCAGCUGAGGUUACCAAGAAGUGCUCCAAAGCUGGAAGAAGAAUCUGCCUUGUCAUAUAUUCCAGAUGCUGCGGAAGCAGAAAUCGCAGGACCUGCGUCUUCUCAUGGUCGUGUACGUCGUGAUGUUGAGCAAGUUCUUGAAACCGAAGAUGCGUAUUACGUCCCGGUAACUGAUGAGGAAGCUGAAGUUCUGAGAUUGCCCCGAAGCAUUGAUGAUCUCGCAUUAUCAGAAUACGAAGGAGUGCACGUAGAAAUUGUCGCCGAUGACGAAGUUCAACGUGCAAAAAGGCAACUGAACAUUCAGGGAGGCGGAAGUCCACAUUCUGGUUUCGAUCUUAGUGUUCAAGGACGUGCGAAAAUAUGGGAAAGUGAUAAUGGACGCAACACCCUUUAUGGUACGGGUCAAUAUGGUCAACAUUUGGGUGGACCCUACGGUAAUUCUGAACCCAGUUUCGGUGGUGGAUUAAUGUUCUCACAUCGUUUCUAAUUUAUAUUUCUUUGAGUGUAAAUUAUUAGCUAUGCUUGGUU
Messenger RNA from Hermetia illucens (black soldier fly), 716 nucleotides. RefSeq lists its product as uncharacterized. NCBI's taxonomy places the organism in Eukaryota, Metazoa, Arthropoda, Insecta, Diptera, Stratiomyidae. The record is from RefSeq and is a predicted model, not a curated record. Bases 52 to 675 code for a protein of 207 amino acids. Gene Ontology annotation, biological process: defense response to bacterium. The transcript has 3 exons. Gene Ontology annotation, cellular component: extracellular region.